GUGAUCAUGUGUGAUUCUUCUGCGAUGACUAGGGUGCGAUGACAAGGGCUGAGAAUACUCUUCCUCUUUCGCUGAAUAAAAGAAAAUCCAGGCGAAUUCGGCCCUUCCUAUCUGUACAGGCGGUUGCCUGGACAGCUUUUCUCUUUCUCCAGAUCUCUCGCCGCCAGACAUCACUAGCUUUCUCACUCCAACCCACCACACAUAAACAUCUGUAUUUUUCUCAGUCUACCCACAAUGCGUUUGCACAGCGUUCUCCUCAUCUUGGUCCAAAUUGCCCUGGUUGCGGGAGCUCCACUUCCUGCUGUGAAAUCGCCUUACGCUGCCGAUAGCCAAAUCAACGAUGCGCCGCUCCCAGAAACUGUUUUACCUGGAGGUGGAAAAUACGAUGUUUAAAUUAAAAAAUUGAAAUCCAAACAUCAGCACUAAAAUAUACGUGUGUGUGAUUUCGUCAAACUCGCUGGAACUGCCUUGUCAGGCUAUGGAUAUUGUAGCUGGUGUUGGUUCGGUUUUGGUUAUCCUGUCUGCGUGAAGACUCUACAACUGUGAUGAUUCGUGGUAACUAUCGAAAAUACUAAACUUGGAAGAAGAAAGGAAAAACGAAGAAACAGAGUCAUCGCCAGUUGCUUGAUAAGACCUUUUAUGUUACAUGAUAUCUAAAUCAGGAAAGCAACAUCAACCAAUUUGCAUAUAAUAUGAAAG
Molecule: messenger RNA, 699 nt
Organism: Talaromyces proteolyticus
Lineage: Eukaryota; Fungi; Ascomycota; Eurotiomycetes; Eurotiales; Trichocomaceae
Exons: 2
Coding region: 39-329 (96 amino acids)
Source: RefSeq, a predicted model, not a curated record